Manduca sexta (tobacco hornworm) is the source of this 3982-nucleotide messenger RNA. RefSeq names its product alpha-glucosidase 2. Gene Ontology annotation, molecular function: carbohydrate binding; hydrolase activity, hydrolyzing O-glycosyl compounds; protein binding. Lineage: Eukaryota; Metazoa; Arthropoda; Insecta; Lepidoptera; Sphingidae. The record is from RefSeq and is a predicted model, not a curated record. Bases 132 to 3485 code for a protein of 1117 amino acids. The transcript has 2 exons. Gene Ontology annotation, biological process: carbohydrate metabolic process.
GAGAUACGGCCCAGAUUAAUGUGGACAUUUUGAACAAUAUAUUAUUUUACUUUGCAGUGUUCUCGUAGCAUCAAGAAGUGCCAGCGUUAUGUUAUUUUCUUUACCAAAAUCGACUUCAUAAAUGUUGCAACAUGUCGAUACCUAAGAAAAUUCCGAAGCGACCUAAUCUGUUUCAACAAAUAUCACCUAAAAAGGCUGUAGAGAAACAAGAUGCAAAGACAUUAGGGAGUGUAACAUCUGUUAUUAAAAGACACACACAUUACCUAAUCUCAUAUGACUCUGGAGAGUUUACACAACUAAGCUUUCUCAACAACCACGUGUUUAGGUAUAACAUGUCGCCUACAGGAGAGUUUUUGAACGAUCCUAUCCCUAACAAUAUCGGUGACACUGCAAAAAUUACUGUGAAGAAUGCAACUGAUUAUGAUAACAAAGUAUUUCAUGAGUCCAUUCUUGAAGAAAAUAAUUUUCAUUAUACUAUCAGCACAGAUAGAAUUGAAAUUCAAUUUGAUAAACAAAAUGGUACUGUAGCUGUAUAUGAUACGAAAGCUGACAAACUAAUUGUUAGAGAGCAAAGUGCAAUCACCUAUACUGAUAGUGAAGUGACACAGAUUUUACAUCAACGAGAUGAUGAAUAUUUUUAUGGCGGUGGUAUGCAAAAUGGAAGAUUUAGUCACAAAGGAGAAAUUAUACAAAUAGUAAACACAAAUAAAUGGGACGAUGGAGGCGUUACAUCUCCAUGCCCAUUCUUCUGGUCUACAUAUGGGUAUGGAGUAUUGCGAAAUACUUGGCAACCGGGGAUAUAUGAUUUCGGAACCAAAACUCCGCAUGCUGUACAAACACAACAUUCAGACAACUAUUUCGAUGCAUUUUUUUUUAUUAACUCCCAACCAAAAGGUAUUCUUAAUGAUUAUUACGAACUAACCGGUAAUCCAAUAUUUAUGCCGGAAUUUGCUUUUUAUGAAGCUCAUUUAAACAGUUUCAAUAGAGACUACUGGGUAAACGUACCGUAUGGAACACCUGAAGCAAUUUUAUUUGAAGAUGGUGAGUUUUACAAAAAAUAUCAACCAAAUGCAGUAGGAAAUUUAAAAGGAAUUUUAGAAUCUCUUAAUGGGGGAAGUAACAAUUAUCAAUUUUCGGCGAGAGCAAUGAUUGACAGAUAUAAAAAGCACGAUAUACCACUAGGCUGGUUUGUUCCAAAUGAUGGUCACGGAUGUGGGUACGGGCAGACGGAUUCCUUUGCAGGCGACCUACGAAAUUUAAGUGAAUUUGCUAAUUACGCCAGAAAAAAUGGCGUGGAGGUUGCAAUAAGGACUGAAUCUAAGUUACAACCAGAUAAUCCUGAUAGCCCAAGAAAAGGGGAAAGACAUUUGGGCAAAGAAGUUAGUAAAGCAGGCGUGGUGGCUAUUAAAUCUGACAGUUUUAUAGAAUCGGGUUAUUCCUACGCACAUAAUUGUCUAGGGAAUGCCUCAACAAUAUUUAUGGAACAUUCUAAGAUCUUAAGACCUUUUAUUAUUACAGUACAUGGCUGGGCUGGCGGUCAAAGACACGCAGGCCUUUGGAGCGGCAAUCAAUCUGGGGGCCAGUGGGAAAACAUAAGAUUUCAUAUACCAACAUUCAUUGGAACAGGUCUAUCUGGCCAGCCAGUAGUGGGUUCCGAUAUGGAUGGUAUAUUUGGAGGAGGAGAUAAAAUAGUAAAUAUUAGAGAAUAUCAAUGGAAAACUUUUACACCAAUACAAUUAAACAUGGAUGGUUGGGGGCUAACGCAAAAAUGUCCCUUCAGUUUCGAUGGAGAAGCAACAAAUAUCAAUAGAGCCUAUUUGAAACUGAAAUCAAUGUUUAUGCCUUACAAUUACACAAUAGGUUACGAAUCGACUCAUGGCCUACCGAUGAUUAGAGCAAUGUUUCUGGAAUUUCCGAAAGAAAUUCCUGCUCACACAAAAGACUCGCAAUAUCAAUUCAUGUGGGGAUCGAGUAUAUUAGUGGCGCCUAUUUACAAUGACUUAGACUGCUCUUACAAUACUUCUGUGCGCAAUGGUGUCUAUUUGCCUGAUGUAAAUCAAGUAUGGAUCGACUUUUUCACAGGAGAGAAGUAUCAAGGUGGUAAAAUAUAUAACAACUUAAUCGUUCCGUUAUGGAAAGUUCCAGUAUUUGUUAAAGAUGGGGCUAUAAUUCCCAUGACAGAACCCAACAACAAUCCUUAUGAAAUUAAGAGAGACGAGAGAAUAUUUCGCUUAUAUCCCAAUGGUGCCAGUGAAUUUGAGAUAUUUGAAGAUGAUGGUAAAACUAUCGGAUAUUUGAAAGGUUACUUUGCAAAGACUAAGAUAACUUCAACCGGUCCUAGGACAAAUAAACGAGGUAAUCUUCUUAUACGUAUAGAAAAAACAAUAGGAUAUUACGCCAAUAUGGCUGUAAGAAGAUCAACUAUAAUACAUAUUACAGCAUCAGAAAAUAUUGAAUCUAUAAAAGCGUCUAUCAAUGGGGAUCCCUUAACAAUUACUUCAGCGCAUUCGGAGGAGGAAUUUAAUGAAAAAGAUAAUGUUUAUUAUUUCAAACAAGAUUUUGCCGUAAAUCCUUAUUUAAAUUUAUGUGAAGGUAACGUACCGCUGCAAAAGUAUUUAUUAAUCAAAAUAGAAAAGGUUGAUAUUACUAACGAUGAGAUUCAUUUGCAAAUAAAAAAUUAUAUCAAUGAAAGUCCAAUAUUUGGUAAUAUAAUUAAAUUGGAUGAGUCUCUUAACACGCCUCAUGGAUUUAGAGUGUUUGAAAACAAAAUAACCUCAACUUCUAUACCUGUCGCCUGGCGGGAAGUAGAUGGAGCUAGUUAUUACGAAAUCGAGAGAGACGGCACUAUAUUCAGCAAUAUUAUUGGGAGUGAAGUUACAUUUGAUGGUUUCAAAUACGAGUCCGAACAUAUGUUCAGAAUACGGUCGGUCAACGACAAAGGUUAUUCAAAAUGGAGUUUAUAUAUUAUAGCUCAGACUGAUGAAUGUCCUCAGAAAUCAAUAGUAAAAGAUGUGAAAGUGAUUUGUAAUAUACCAUGUCAACCUACGCAGGAAGUGUCUAACUUAACUAAUGGGGAUAAUGGUACCAUGUGGCAUACUAUCUGGGACGGGCCUGGUGAAGCUAAUCUAAGGAAAGGCAAAAAAAUUGAACUUCUAUUUGAUUUAGGAGAUAUUUACGAGAUCGACAAAGUAGUAUAUACGCCGCGUGAAGAUGCUGGAAAUGGUACAUUGCUACAAACACUUCAUAGAUAUUCCAUUAGCGGAAAACAAUGGAGCCCUAUUUCAAAAAUUAAUAUUUGGAACAAGGACAAUAAAAAUAAAACAAUAUUUUUGGACGGCGCGAAACUAAGGUUCAUGGAACUUCUGGUUUUGGAUGCCGUAGGUGAUUUUGGUUCUGGUAUACAUAUGUUAUUCUAUAAAAAAGUUGAAAAAGGAUUGAUUUCGUCUAAAGUUGUAUACUAUGAUCCUACAUUGCAUGAAUAUUAAUAAAGUAUUAAGGUUCUUGCAGAACUAUUGCUCCACACUAAUAAGAACAUGAUAGUAACAAUUCGAACCCAUCAAAUAGAGAAGAAACAAGCUGCGAGCAUAAUAUAAUAUUAGGCCAUGUUUAUAUAUUUGCAGACAACCAGUGUUUUCAGAAAAAAAAACAAAUUGUCUAGAGUCCAAGUGUGCUGUUGUGAUUUUUUUUAUUGGUUACAGAUAUUAUGGUAUUUAUGGUUUAUGGUAGAACACCUAGUCGGUACACCUAAGCGUUAUGUAUUCCUUCAGGGCACGGGGGUGAAACUCACGGCAUUACAACUUACGCAUUUCACUCCCGCAUACGUACCGCGACCCCCGGCAUGCCUGGCGGGCCGCCAGUCCGAGCUACAAUGCGGUACGGGAAAGGUUGUUUCGGAAACGCAGAAUUGUUAUUUUCACUUUAAUUAAGCUGCCUAAUAACUUUAACAUCUAUGUGUAUAGUGCCCAUGCCUGUUGUAUCGAUU